Molecule: messenger RNA, 1582 nt
Organism: Prorocentrum cordatum
Lineage: Eukaryota; Dinophyceae; Prorocentrales; Prorocentraceae
Source: the annotation of a GenBank genome assembly
CCACGUCGGUAAAUGAGCGUUUUGACGCUAGAGGACGAGCCAAUACCAAGAGUGCACGUCCCCCUGUUUCCAGCAGAUGCUCUGUUCUUUGCUCUGGCUCCAGGCGUGCGUUUCCCACAACUAGGGCACUGCGCCGGGCUGCCGUUUCAAACCUUGUCUUGCGUAAACGGACGUGGCAGAAAUUGCUGCAGGCCGACAAUUCCUCAGCUUUCUCGACGUGCUCCACGUGGUCUCGGAGGAGUUGCCUUCGGGGCCAGAUAGAGGAACAAUCGGAGGAGGACGCCCUGCAGGGCCGGUGGGAUGCCACGGCGCACCUCGGUUCCGCGACGGCACGCGCGCUUCACUUGCUGGUGCCACCCGUGGGGCCGCGAGGGCCUGGCCGCGCCCCGCGGCCUGGGCCAGGGUGCCGCUCCUCCCUGUAGAGGUGCGUCGCGGCGGCGCAGCGACCUCCACGCCUCACGCCUCGUAGGGGCGAGUAGCGAAGUGCGCUCCCAACAAACAUGCAGCGAGCGGUUUAUCCCUUUCGAUCUUGGUUCUGGCCGGUCCGAUCCGAUUCGAUUCCAGUGUCCUGGCGAUCCCGAGGCGGCCCGACGCUCGCGUGGCUCUGCCGUGCAUCUUGGCGCGGCCCAUCCGGGUGGGCUUCCGCACCUCGCGCACCGCGCUCCCCACGGGCUGGUUUUCUGUCCCGAGUAGUUUUUUUACUAAGGCCCUGGAGAGUCCUCUCCCUGGAGUGCAGGAAUUGGGCCUUCCUCUUCCAUGCCGCCCGAGUUGGGCUGGAGUGCAGGAAUUAGGUUGGAAUGUGCGGGGCCCUUGCGACGGGCCUGCAGUCCGCACGAGGACGCUUUGCAGAGACACGCCAUGAGAAGUCUGACGCUGCCGUAACUAUUUACUCAGAUGCUGUAGCCUUUUUGUUUCAGCCCUUCGGGGCUCCCAGGCCCUGCCCGAGACCAGCCACGCUCCUCAGGCUUGGCCUGGCACGGUACACGACGACGUCUGCGAGAGUGGGGCCGGAGCAGACGGAGGCUCGGAUCGGAUCCCGUCGCCCCGCCGACGCGUCGGCGGCGCGGCGCGACCUGCAGCCCGACGCUCCCCGACGUCGCCGGCGCAUGGCCGACGCACCAGCGACGCGCCGCGACCCUCCCGCCGGGUCUGUCUCGGCGCAGCCCGGGAGGCCGGAGGCCUCCACCUGCUCGCCGCGCUGCCGCUGCCGCCGGGCAGAGAGAGCGCCGGCGCCCGUGUGCGCCGGCGGUGGGCCUCUCUCUCUGCAGCUCUCGGGCCGUCGGGGCCACGCGGGCUGGCGCUGCCUGCCCGUCGGCCCCUUGGUCGACACCCUUGCCGCCACGGGGCGUUGGAGGGGUCACGGAGAGGAUUUGCGGUUCAAUUUGUAGAACGGGAAGCAACGAGCAAGACAGGAGCGGCCGCACGGCAUCCGCCGCCGUUCCGCCCAAGUUCUUUCUUCUCCCCGUUCUUGAAUGUGUUGAUAAAUCUGCUCGUCUCGCUCGCCCGCGGCCGGCCCACACUGCGCAGACGCUGACCCCUGCAAGCACUUCUGCUGGUGCCCGCUGCCUCGCCCGCCUUCGCA